CUCUAGACCUGCGGGUGUGCUGGUGAUCGUGGUCGUGUUGGAAGGACGUGUUAGCAAGGACGACGGCGCCUGUUUGACAGCCCUCACAAUUCCUUUUGGCAACGCGCAAGCGCAAAGUGCAAGCAAAUGUUCGAGUGACAAGUGUGCAAAAAAAUAAUUAAAACUCAAGUGAUAAACAUUUCAAGUGCUUGGCCAUCAAAAGCAAACUUCUAAAUAUUUGUGCAAGAAAUUCGUGAAGAGCAGCGCCAAACGCUGUCGAUUAAUAUAUAGAUAGCAUCAGCAGCGAAAUGGAUUUAUCGAGGCGGUUGCGAUCAACUGCCUUGGUAGCAUUCAUAGUACUGAUAGGCAUACAGAGCUCACAGAGUAGAUUCCCUGGACUACGUGCAAAAAGACAAUAUGGUGCAAAUCUUUAUUUACCCGCUAGCUACGUAACCCCUGGCGGCGAGGGCGACGAUCCAAAUGAGUGGACUGACUGGAGCUCACCCUCGGACUGCUCGCGCACCUGUGGAGGUGGUGUUUCCUAUCAGACGCGCGAAUGCCGCCGUAGAGAUGCGAACGGCGAAGAUAUGUGCAGUGGUGGCAGUCGGCGUUACUAUUCCUGUAACACCCAGGACUGCCCGGAGGAGGACCCAGACUUUAGAGCUAUGCAGUGUUCGCGAUUCGAUUACACCAAAUUUGAUGGUGUGCUCUACACUUGGGUGCCCUACACAAAUGCGGCGAAUCCAUGUGAGCUGAACUGCAUGCCAAAGGGUGAGCGCUUCUACUAUCGUCAAAGAGAAAUGGUGGUGGAUGGUACCCGGUGCAAUGAUAAGGAUCUGGACGUUUGUGUCAAUGGGCAGUGCAUGCCAGUUGGCUGUGACAUGAUGCUGGGCAGUGAGGCCAAAGAGGACAAGUGCCGCAAAUGUGGCGGUGACGGCAGCACAUGCAAGACAAUUAAGAAUACCUAUACAUCAAGUGAUCUAUCUGCUGGUUACAACGAUCUGCUGCUCGUGCCCCAAGGAGCAACAAAUAUUCGCAUUCAGGAAUCGGCGCCAUCGAAUAACUAUUUAGCUUGCCGCAACCAAACAGGUCACUAUUACUUAAAUGGAAAUUGGCGUAUUGAUUUUCCACGCCCCAUGUUUUAUGCGGGUGCAUGGUGGAACUAUGAGCGUAAGCCAUUGGGAUUUGCUGCACCCGAUCAACUGACAUGCAGCGGUCCCAUAACCGAAAGUAUCUACAUUAUAAUGUUGGUGCAGGAUAAGAAUGUAAGCGUUGACUAUGAAUACAGUAUUCCGGAAUCUUUGAGCCAUAGCCAGCCAGAUGCACAUACGUGGACGCAUCGUGAGUUUGGGCCCUGUAGUGCAUCGUGCGGUGGUGGAAUUCAGUCCCGCCAAGUUACCUGCAAUAAUCGCAUUAACCUUCAAGAAGUCGAUGAGGCUUUAUGCGAGGCACAGACCAAGCCGGUCGAAAGUCAGGCAUGUGGCACAGAACCAUGUGCUCCACAUUGGGUUGAGGGUGAAUGGAGUAAGUGUUCCAAAGGCUGUGGAUCCGAUGGUUUCCAAAAUCGCACAGUUAGUUGCGAGCGCAUCUCAUCUGAUGGUGUUCAUACGGCGGAGGAUGAUGCAGUUUGCCUUAAGCAAGUAGGAAAUAAGCCAGCAACAACUCAGGAGUGCAAUCGUGAUGUCAAAAAUUGUCCGAAAUAUCAUCUGGGUCCCUGGAAGCCAUGCGACAAGCUGUGCGGCGAGGGUAAAGAAACCCGUAAAGUCACUUGCUUCAUUGAAGAGAAUGGUCACAAGCGUGUUCUGCCUGAGGAAGAUUGUGUGGAAGACAAGCCUGAAGUGGAAAGGACCUGCCUAUUAGCACCAUGCGAGGGUGUAGACUGGAUCAUAUCCCAGUGGAGUGGUUGUGACGCCUGUGGUCAGAAUACCGAAACUCGUAGCGCCGUGUGCGGCUCAAAAGAUGGUAAAGUAUACCCACAAAAGUUUUGUGGAGAUAAAGCCCCGGAACUGACCAGGUCGUGCACUUCGUCAAAGUGUGAGUCGCAAUGGUUUUCAUCGGAGUGGAGCAAGUGCUCAGCGGCUUGUGGAAAGGGUGCUCAAUCACGUAUUGUAUUAUGUGGCGUUUUUGAUGGUAAACAGAUAAAAACCGCAGACGACUCCAAGUGUGACGCAGCAACAAAACCAAAGACUGAUCAGGAAUGUGAAGGUGAAGAAAAGGAAUGCCCUGGUCAAUGGUUUACUGGACCUUUCGGCCACUGUAGCAAACCUUGUGGUGGAGGUGAACGUGUGCGUGAGGUUCUGUGUUUAUCCAAUGGUACCAAGUCUCUCAACUGCGAUGAAUCAAAGGUUGAAUCAAUUUCUGAAAAGUGUAAUACUCAACCUUGUACCAAGGACCAAGUCCUGCCUCUUACGAGCACUGAUAAACCGAUUGAGGAUGAUGAAGAUGAAUGCGAAGAUGAUGAUGAGUUUGUUUUGGUCGACUCAGACGUAACUGAUGUCACUGAUGAGGACUCAGAUGCAAUGUCAACAACCGACGAUUUGAUGAUGAGCGACAGUACUUACACAUCAGACGACGAAUCGGCAUCUACUGAUAGCACAGUCGAAGGAUCAGGCUCAGAUAGCACUUCUGAUAGUGGUAUUUCUGUCGAAGGCAGUGGAAGUGAAUCUACAAGUGAAUUCUCAACUUCGUCGGGUGAAUCUUCCACUGACUCUACAGACUUGACUACAGAAUCCAGUGGUUCUUCAGACAUUAGUGAAUCGACAACAGAGGUCUCGUCGUCAUCGGUCUCUGGAUCUACUUCAGGCUCCUCGACUGAUGUAUCAACUGAAUCAACUUCAAGUAGCUCAACUGACGCCUCAAGCUCAAGUUCAACAGACGGUUCAAGCUUGGGCACAACGGAAUCGAGCUCAUCGGACUCAAGUUCAAGUGAUGCAUCGAGUUCAACAGAUGUUUCAAGUUCGACAGAUUUCUCAAGCUCAAGUGAAGUGUCAGGUACGACAGAUAGCUCAAGUUCGACAGAUGCUUCGGGCUCAACAGAUGUCUCAGGCUCAACAGAUGCUUCGAGCACUACAGACACCUCAGGUUCCACAGAUAUAUCGAGCUCGACUGGGACCUCCAGUUCAACAGACGCCUCUGGCUCGACGGAUGCGUCAAGCUCUACGGAUGCCUUAAGUUCAACUGACGCCUCAAGUUCCACUGACACUUCAACUGCGGCAGAUACUUCAGAUUCUACAGAUAGCUCUUCCAGUGGAUUUACAGACACGCCUCUCGAAACUUCAUCUCAAGUUUCUACUUCUUCGGAGACCACUGAAUCUAGUAGCUCAACAGAAGGUGUCUCAUCUACAUCAGAAUCAACUAGCGAUGCAACGAAGGACACCACAGUUGUAUCCUCUUCGACAGAUAGCUCUUCUUCGACAGAAUCAUCUGUAUCUACAGAUACGACUGUCUCCUCAUCAACGGAGACUACACCUGAGCUUUCGACGGAUUCAACUGAAACGACAAGUUCACCUGGUUCAACUGAAAGCACAACGGGGGGCAGUUCAUCAGCAUCUUCUGAAUCAGGUUAUUCAUCUACCGAAUCGUCUGAUCUUACUUCUGGCCCCACUGAAUCAACAGAAUCUUCGAGUUCAGGAUCAACAGGUAGCACCGAGCAAGGUUCUACUGAUGGGUCUACAUCAAAUGCAAGUAGCAGUUCUGUCGACACAUCGACAGAUGGUUCAACCGAUAGCUCGUCCGAGGGAGUCACUAAAGGUUCGACAGAUAGCUCGACUGAUAGUUCGACUGAUGGUUCAACUGAUAGUUCCAGUAGUGGAUCUACUGAUGGCUCAUCUGUUGGUUUGACCGAUAGCUCGUCGGAUGUUACGACCGAUAGUUCCACCGAUAGUUCGUCUACUGGUUCCACAGACACAACCGACGUUUCUGAAUCAACUGCAUCACAGAGCACUGGUCCAUCAGAAAGUACUUCCGAGAGUUCUAGCAUUGGUUCAACUAUUGAAGCUAGUUCCAGUUCGACAGAAAGCUCAAGCUCCACCGAUAGUUCAGUUUCCACGGACAAUUCUAGUUCCACCGACAGCUCUACAGAUGCCUCUAAGACGACAGAAGUUACAACCGAAUCAUCUCAAUCCACUGGCUCUUCUGUAACUACCGACAGCUCUACCGAUGUGUCGUCCACUGAUAUAAGUUCCUCCGAAUCUUCUGACUCAACAGCAACAUCGGAGAGUGGAGGUACUACUGAAAGUGGAGCCACUACAGAAACUACAUCUGAGAGUUCUACUGGUUCUACUGGCUCUACUGACUCAACAGGUAGCACACUAUCUACGGAAACAGGCAGUACCAGCGAUAUUUGGAGCACAUCUGAUUCUGAUAAUGAAUCCAGUACACCCCACACCUGGGAAACAACACUUACCCCAACCAAAGAAAAACUUCGCAAGUGUAAGCCCAAGAAGAAGAUUUGUGAGAAGUCUGAAUUCGGUUGUUGUCCUGAUGGCAAGUCAGCAGCUAAGGGACCAUUUGAUGAGGGAUGUCCCAUUGCGAAAACGUGCGCUGAGACAGAAUUCGGCUGCUGUUCAGACGGAGUUUCACCAGCUGAGGGCAAAAGAAACAAGGGUUGUCCGAAAUCUGAUUGCGCAGAGACACUCUUCGGCUGUUGUCCAGAUAAAUAUACAGCUGCCGAGGGUGAGGAUAAUGAAGGAUGCCCUGAGCCAACAACCUUGGCGCCAACAACCACAGAAGAAUCGACUGUUACCAUAUCUACAGACAUUGAGGGCUCUGGUGAUUCUACUGUGUCAACGGAGUCAGAUAAGGCUGUCACCUCUUGCUCUUUCACUGAAUUUUACUGCUGUCCUGAUGGAGAGACACCUGCCAAGGGAGAGAACUUUGCUGGCUGCCCCACAGACGCUGGUAAGCCGGGAUGCGAUAAGUCCGAGCAUGGUUGUUGUCCAGAUCGGCGUACCCCUGCUGCCGGCCCCAAUGGUCAAGGCUGUGCUGCUUGUACUAGUGAACCUUUUGGCUGCUGUCAGGACAAUGAGACUCCCGCUCAUGGCCCUCAGGGCGAAGGCUGCUGCAUCAAUACUGCAUUCGGCUGCUGCCCUGACAACAUUCGGCCUGCAUAUGGGCCUAACUUUGAAGGCUGCGAGUGUGGAGCUUCUCCAUAUGGCUGCUGUGCGGAUCAAAAGACUUCCGCACGUGGACCACAACAGGAGGGCUGUCCAUGCGAGACCACUCAACAUGGUUGUUGUCCCGAUAAAAUCACCGCUUCCAGAGGACCCAAAUUUGAAGGCUGUCCGUGCGAGUCAAUGCAGUUUGGUUGCUGUCCAGAUGGUCUUUCCUUUGCUAAGGGUCCGCAUCACCAGGGAUGUCACUGUGCACAGUCAGAAUUCAAAUGUUGUGAGGAUGGUAAGACACCAGCUAAAGGUCCUAACUUUGAGGGCUGCACUUGUGUGGAGACCGAAUUCGGUUGCUGUCCAGAUGGUGUUACAAAAGCUCAGGAUGAUAAGUUUGGCGGCUGUGAAAACGUUCAGCAGCCCCCACAAAAGGCUUGUGGUUUGCCCAAGGAACAGGGAACCUGCGGCAACUUCAGCGUUAAAUAUUACUUUGAUACGUCUUAUGGAGGUUGUGCUCGAUUCUGGUAUGGCGGCUGUGAGGGUAAUGGUAAUCGUUUUGAGACUGAGGCGGACUGUAAGGACACGUGCCAGGAGUACACUGGACAGCAUGUGUGCUUGCUGCCUAAGAGCUCCGGUCCCUGUCAAGGUUAUUCCAAGAAAUGGUACUUCGAUACAGACCGUAAUCGUUGCGAAGAGUUCCAAUAUGGCGGAUGUUAUGGCACCAAUAAUCGGUUCGACAGUCUUGAACAGUGCCAGGCUACUUGUGCCAUAAGUGAGAGCAUGCCCGCAUGCGAGCAACCAGUGGAAAGUGGACCAUGUGCCGGCAACUAUGAGCGUUGGUAUUAUGAUAAUCAGACUGACGUGUGCCGUCCCUUCAGCUAUGGUGGCUGCAAGGGCAACAAAAACAACUAUCCUACCGAACACGCUUGUAGCUAUAGCUGUCGACAGCCUGGAGUGCUUAAAGAGCAAUGCUCAUUGCCUAAGCAAACUGGUGAUUGCAGCGAGAAACAUGCCAGAUGGCAAUUCUCUGAAGCUGAAAAACGUUGCUUACCCUUCUACUUCACGGGCUGUGGCGGAAAUAAAAACAAUUUCCCUACAUUGGAAUCAUGUGAGGAUCAUUGUCCUCGACAAGUUGCCAAGGAUAUUUGCGAUAUUCCCGCCGAGGUUGGCGAGUGCGCCAAUUAUGAAUUUGCUUGGUACUAUGAUACCAAGGAUGCCGCUUGUCGUCAGUUCUACUACGGAGGUUGCGGUGGUAACGAGAAUCGUUUCACCAGCGAAGAGGCGUGCAUGGCUCGAUGCGAAAAGAAACCUGAGCCACCAACACCUCCUCCACCGCAAAGCGCAGUUCAUGUCUGUGAUCAACCGGAGGAACGUGGCGACUGUGACAAAUAUGCACUCAAAUGGACCUUUGAUAGAUCGAUCGGUGUUUGUCGCCAAUUCUAUUAUGGUGGUUGCGGAGGCAAUGAUAAUCGCUUUGAGACCGAAUCCGACUGCAUGCAGGUUUGUGCUAGACAGCAACCAGAGCCGCAGCCACAGCCACAACCUCAGCCCCACCCGCAACCGCCACCACAACCGCAGCCGUCUGGAAAUAUUUGCGAGCAGCCAGCUUCUGUGGGCGAUUGUGCGGAAUAUGUGUUGAAGUGGAACUACAAUUCAACAUUGGGUAGCUGUCAACAGUUCUACUAUGGCGGAUGUGGAGGCAACGAUAAUCGCUUCGAUACCGAACAGGAUUGUUCUACGCGUUGCAAUGGAGGUGUAGAAGAAGAACCACGUCCUGAAUCUGAAACGGACAAAUGCUUUAGGGGACCAGAGCCAGGAAACUGUUAUGAAAAUACUACACGAUGGUACUACAAUAGCCAGGAGGGACUCUGCGAUGAGUUUGUUUACACCGGGUGUGGUGGCAACGACAACAACUUUGCGACCGAAGAGGAGUGCCAGAAUGAUUGUCAUCCGGCACAGGACACGUGCUCCCUUCCCCCAAUAGCAGGACGCUGUAGUGAUACCUCAAGCCGCUGGUACUUUGAUGGACGCACAGGAACUUGUCUUCAGUUCGAGUUUACAGGCUGUCGCGGCAAUCGUAAUAACUUCGUGUCGGAGCAAUCUUGCUUAGAUUAUUGCCGUCGUGAUCAACCGCAUCCAGAAUCGGAACAAGAACCUCCAGCACCAUCCUUUUCGGUGUGCACUCAGCAUCCUGAGGCCGGAGAAUGCGACAACCAUACCACCGCCUGGUUCUACGACAAUGAGAAAAUGGUGUGCACAGCCUUCAGCUAUAGUGGCUGUGGUGGUAAUGGUAAUCGGUUUGAGACCCGUGAUCAAUGCGAACGUCAAUGUGGCGAGUUCAAGGGUGUCGAUGUUUGCAAUGAACCGGUGACGACGGGACCUUGCACACAGUGGCAGACCCGUUAUUUCUACAGUCGUGAUAGUCAGAGCUGCCAACCUUUCACCUAUGGUGGCUGCGAUGGCACUGGUAAUCGUUUCAAUGACCUAUAUGAGUGUGAAUCGGUUUGUCUCGGUGGCCGCGAGCCAUUGCCUUCGGGUGCGGCUAAAGAUAUUUGUCGACUUCCGGUCAUCCCCGGUGUGUGUAAUGGCCCUUCGGUGCAGGAGCGUCGUUGGUACUACGAUGAUGAGCGUGGCACUUGUAUAUCCUUUAUUUACUCAGGUUGCUCUGGCAACCAGAACAACUUCCGUUCCUUUGAAGCAUGCACAAAUCAAUGCGGAAAGCCAAUCGACAACGAGAUCAUCAACGAAAUCUUACCCAGUCGUUGCGAAACCUAUGACAGUGAAUGCCGUGAUCUACGUUGUCCGUACGGUGUGCGUCGCGUCCCAGCUGAAUCGCAGCCGGAGUGUGAGCAGUGUAUUUGCCUGAAUCCAUGCGAGGGCUAUCCAUGUCCCGCCACACAACAAUGUGCCAUCGAUGUGUCCAAUUCUGGUGACCGUGAUCAUCAGUUUGUGCCUGUCUGCCGUGAUAUCAACAAGCCUGGUGUUUGUCCACAGCUGGCGACCAAUGCAAGCGAAUGCGCUCGCGAAUGCUAUACCGAUGCCGACUGUCGCGGAGAUAACAAAUGCUGCAGCGAUGGCUGUGGCCAUCUGUGUGUGGCUCCGGCGCGUCCCACACGGCGACCCAAUACUCCACCCCCGGUCGUUAUUUACCCAGGCGAAGUGCGAGCCACACUUGAAUCCAAGCCGCCACAGGAAGUGGAUGUGCAGACAUCAAUAGGUGGUAUAGCAGUACUACGUUGCUUCGCAACUGGCAAUCCGGCACCGAACAUUACUUGGUCCCUAAAGAAUGUUGUUAUUGACACCAAUCAAGGUCGUUAUGUGCUGACUUCGAACGGCGAUCUAACCAUAGUCCAGGUACGACAAACCGACGAUGGUACCUAUGUUUGCGUGGCCAGCAACGGCCUGGGCGAGCCAGUGCGUCGCGAAGUCGCACUACAAGUGACAGAGCCUAGAGAUGUACCAGCCUACAUAUUGGGCAAUAAGAACGCCACCCAAAUUGUGCAAUUGAAUCAACCUGCCUUGGUUCGUUGUCCGGCUGGUGGCUAUCCCGCACCCCAUGUCAGCUGGUGGCGAAACAACCAACACUUCGGUAUGGGUCCCGAAACUAGUCGUGCGGUAAUGAACCGCGACUACUCGCUUUACUUCCGAUCUGUACAGCUGUCCGAUUUGGGCCUGUAUACAUGCGACGCGUACAACACCGGACGCCCUGUCUCGCUGCACAUUACGCUCAAGGCUAUUGGUCCAGCUCAAGGCGUUGGCGAUGAAAAAUACUUGGAGUAUAUCAUUAACCCACCAACGGCACCGGUCACUCAAAGGCCCACAUAUCCCUAUAGACCUUCACGUCCGGUCUAUGUGCCACCCCCUGUUGUUCACGACCCAAGAAUUGAUGCCCGAGCUGUUAUUGGACUGAAUCCACAAAAUAAAUACACGCCGGGCUCCACAAUUGCGAUUGACUGCGCCGUGCAGGGCAAUCCGGCACCGAAUGUGACCUGGACCAAGGAUAAUACGCCUCUAUACAAUAACGAACGUGUUCAAAUAACUUCCAAUCCGCAUCGUAUGGUCAUCAGUGAUGUUACCACCGAGGACAGCGGCGUCUAUGGUUGCACAGCGCGAAAUGCCUACAGCUACAGUACCAGCCAGGAGACAGUCACAAUCGAGUCUGUCAUACCACUAUCGCCAGAGUGUAUUGACAAUCCCUACUUUGCCAACUGCAAGCUGAUCAUCCAGGGCCAUUACUGUGUGAAUAAGUACUAUGCGCAGUUCUGCUGCAGAUCCUGCACAUUGGCUGGCCAGAUUCCGCAGCCGCAUCCCAAUGCUUUAAUUCCAUACUAAAAUUACGAAAUUUUCAAGUCUAACAUUUUUGUUGGACAUUUGCAUUGAAUUGAGUUUAAACCAGAAAUUAUUCAGAGAAUAAGCAACGUCACAAACCAUAGAUAGACCAAAAAUACCGCCAAUUGCAUAGCCGACAGAUCAAAUAUAUAACGAACGUUUUGCUAAGUAAAUAAAAUUGCAUAUAACAUAAUCCCAUAAACGAUGAUUUCUUCCAGCACAAAAGAAAAUAGUAUUAGUACUUUAUGAUUUUUGUUCCUAUUUAUUCUUGAUUUAAAUUCAAUCCAUAGAAGAAAGUGCCUAAAACUUAUUUU
This is a messenger RNA of Drosophila hydei, 9724 nucleotides long. RefSeq names its product papilin (gene Ppn). The record is from RefSeq and is a predicted model, not a curated record. Gene Ontology annotation, molecular function: serine-type endopeptidase inhibitor activity; metalloendopeptidase activity. Lineage: Eukaryota; Metazoa; Arthropoda; Insecta; Diptera; Drosophilidae. Gene Ontology annotation, cellular component: extracellular matrix; extracellular region. The transcript has 18 exons. The coding region runs from base 288 to 9413 and encodes 3041 amino acids. Gene Ontology annotation, biological process: extracellular matrix organization.